GUUAUUGAUGAGCCGGCGCGCUACAAUCUUCCCCCGGGGAUUCUGCUCAAUGGUCGUCACAAUAAGUAUGGAGUUAGCUGGGCUCAUCAGUAUCAUUGUCUAAGGAUGCUCCGGGACGAAUUUUGGGCCCAUGUCGAGAAUCGCAGCACGCUGGUCGGCCUCACCUUGAACGACGACCCGACUAUCCCUGACGUCGUAAAGCUAACACAUCUUGAUCAUUGUCACGGGUAUCUGCUUCAAGCAAUACUGUGCAACAUGGAUAUGACCAUUGAGUACCCUACCGGUCUUGGGGUUAGUCAUGGUACUAUCGACGGAGCUGGAAUCGCUCAUACUUGUACUAAACGGGUGAGUUUCCCUCUGCUGAUUGGCUUCGAUUAUACUGACAACUCGCAGAAAAGCCUUGAUGAGUAUAUGGCGGCGCAUUGGCCCGCUGAAGAUGAUUUGGAGGAUACUUCAAACUUCCAUCCUGGUACACAUUCUCAUGGCAAUGGCCAUAAGCGAUAA
Aspergillus ibericus CBS 121593 is the source of this 504-nucleotide messenger RNA. RefSeq lists its product as uncharacterized. The transcript is spliced from 2 exons. Lineage: Eukaryota; Fungi; Ascomycota; Eurotiomycetes; Eurotiales; Aspergillaceae. The annotation marks the transcript as partial. The record is from RefSeq and is a predicted model, not a curated record. Gene Ontology annotation, biological process: mycotoxin biosynthetic process.